UCUUCGUUACUAUAAAAUAAAGAUCGUAUUCAAAGAAGUUUCAAGGCAGCCCAACUCCCCAUCGUCCAGUAGUAAAGAUGGAGGCGCCCUGAAUGUAAACUGCAGGUAAUACCACUUCCGUGUUUCUCUUGCGCCCUGGUCCAAGAUGGCGGAUGAGGCCACCCGGCGUGUCGUGUCUGAGAUCCCGGUGCUGAAGACCAAUGCCGGACCUCGAGAUCGGGAGUUGUGGGUGCAGAGACUCAAGGAGGAAUAUCAGUCUCUUAUCCGGUACGUGGAGAACAACAAGAAUGCAGACAAUGAUUGGUUCCGACUGGAGUCCAACAAGGAAGGGACUCGGUGGUUUGGAAAAUGCUGGUACAUCCAUGACCUCCUCAAAUAUGAGUUUGACAUCGAGUUUGACAUUCCUAUCACAUAUCCCACUACUGCUCCAGAAAUCGCAGUCCCUGAACUGGAUGGAAAAACAGCAAAGAUGUACAGGGGUGGCAAAAUAUGCCUGACUGAUCACUUUAAGCCUUUGUGGGCCAGGAAUGUGCCUAAGUUUGGACUAGCUCAUCUCAUGGCUCUGGGGCUGGGUCCGUGGCUGGCAGUGGAAAUCCCCGAUCUGAUUCAGAAGGGAGUGAUUCAGCAUAAAGAGAAAUGCAGCCAAUGAAGGAUCAAUCCACUGAGGCAGGACAGAGGGACCUUCCAUAGGCUACGUUCCUGUUUUCCUGUGCAUCAUUCUUUUUACUCAUCUAACCACUUCCCCCCACACCCCUUCACCCGUAAUUUUUACUAAGUAUCAACAGUUGCAGCAGACACUGCUGAAAAAAACAACGGUAUUGCUGCUGAAUUUCUAAGUUGGGCUACACAGGAAGAAGAAAGACUAGGGCCUUGAAAAACCAAAAGGCAAUUUAUAUCCCUUGUCCAGGUGGAGCAGUGUGAGGUCCUGGAGGGAUAGGGGGUGACUGAAAGUGGGUACAUAGUCUUUUUGGUUUCUGGAGAUAACUGAUCAAUAAAAGCUGCUUCCUCCUGUG
This is a messenger RNA of Delphinapterus leucas (beluga whale), 1013 nucleotides long. It is a transcript of the gene UFC1, whose product is annotated as ubiquitin-fold modifier conjugating enzyme 1. Gene Ontology annotation, molecular function: UFM1 conjugating enzyme activity. Lineage: Eukaryota; Metazoa; Chordata; Mammalia; Artiodactyla; Monodontidae. Gene Ontology annotation, biological process: protein K69-linked ufmylation. The record is from RefSeq and is a predicted model, not a curated record. Gene Ontology annotation, cellular component: cytoplasm.